This is a messenger RNA of Paramuricea clavata, 14621 nucleotides long. NCBI's taxonomy places the organism in Eukaryota, Metazoa, Cnidaria, Anthozoa, Malacalcyonacea, Plexauridae. The record is from the annotation of a GenBank genome assembly.
GCGGAAAGAAUGCAUUCACAGUUCAAGCUCAAGACGAAGUCAGUGAGAAAACAACGCCUCGAGAAGAGAACAAUUUGAAGGUAAAAAUUUAAUUGUAGCAACGACUACAGGAUUGCAUGGACGACUAGCGAAUCACACUUAAGAUUAAGUUCAAAUAGGAGCUUGUCAUUAUUACAUAAGUGCCUGUUUAAUUGGUUUAAAAUGAGAGGGGAAUUAUUUUCUACAUCACUGGUUUGUAAGCCGGGUAGACGUUUUGGUUUACCGAAGUUAAAGCUUUUCAUGGAGCCACUGACUGUGUAGGAAAUGUCGAUAUACAUCGUGAUAACAGGUUUAAUUAAUUAAAGGGUAAUACAAUUUUCUAUCAUGGUUAUCUGAUUAUGGCACCGAUUUUCGUUCCUAUUUGUCAUAUAACUACCCUGGUUACCAGAGGUUCUCGUAUCUUAAGGCGAAAGAUACGAGAACCUCUGGCAACCAGGGUUUCACAUAACAUACAACAGGACUGCAAAAAUUGACUAUCUUUCAUUUUUAUAAUGUCGAAACCUGCUUAUAGAUUUAACGGUUUUCAAAACCCUCUUCCGUCCGUUAAGACAUUUCAACGAUCUAACAUGACGUUUCCGUCGAGAGGUGCAUGUUUCGUGACGAUCCUGGCAUUUCUUGCAACUAUUACGUGCGUGCUAAACCAACUUCCGUGCUGCCCACUCAUUGCAUCUUACAACUUUAAACAGUUGUUUAGCGUAUGUAUAGUCUAUAGAUAACCUUAUGAGCCCGUGUUCCACUAUAGAGGAAUUUGUUCGCGCGAAGAGAGUUUUUCAUUUGUCGAUAUCACUUUUGCUGACGUGUUAAGCGAUGCCGACAAAGGACAAAGUCGCAAACAGGCUUUAGCCUAACUGUCGGAUUCUCGUAAGUUUAAAUUCCAAACUACCGGUUCUUAGCGAAGGUAGUGGUGUUGAAAUACUGUCCUUUGUAGUAGAAUUUACCCCCAAUAUAUCGUAUAUUACAAACGUCGAGUUUUAAAUGUCUUGCCGAGCAUCACGAACAAUUAUGUGACACAUUAUUAAAGACACUUUUAGAUAAUCCUUCACACAAAUUUCAUGAUUUGUUGCCAGAACGAUAUCAAUUAUGCUAUACACAGUCUUAUUAGGAAUGAACAUUUGAGUCUAUGCAUUAAAUAAUCUAUUGCAUUAACAUUUCUAUGGCGUAAAUUUACAUGUAGUCAUGAUCAAAUGCGUUUUACAUCAAGUAUUAUACGCUUAUCUAAUUACAUACUUAGCCCUUAAACAUAGUUAAUAUACUAUGACCUAGCCUAUUAUUAUAUUUACAACAAUUGUGAUAUUACUUUCACAACUAUGUUUACGUUGUCAACUUUCCCUGUGGGAGGAAACCGGAGCACCCGGAGAAAACCCACGACUUUCGACAGAGUGUUUGUUGACUGACUCUUCACACGAGAGAAUCGAACUCACGAUCUCAGAAGUCGAAGAUGCUUGUUCUACGACUGCGUCAGUGCGUCACCGAAGCCCCUUUCUAUGUCCUAAUGUCCUAUUUUACUGCAAGAUACGUAAUUCAGUCUAGUGGCUGCAAAUAUGCUAUUAAAUAAUCUAUCAAUCCUAGAGAUUAUCACUAUUAUAAACAAGUGGGAACAAUAAUAUAUGUACAUAAACCUCUCAAAGUAUGUCAACACUAUCGUUAAUGUGUAUUUUCAUGUCUGAACGUGUACAGCAUGUGGGUCGCGACAAUUUCCUGCUCAGACGUUUGUGUACUUUCCUAAAAGUCUGAUUUACACUACACAAAUUUUGUCUAAAACUGUCGUAUGCAACCUGCUUACAAUUUGAGUUGUACUGUGUAAAUCAAGCACACAACUUGCCUAUACGUUGGUCUAUUGAUUUACACAGUACAACCAAAGUUGUCAGCAGGUAGCAUAUACGCCAGUUAAAUGCACACAUGUGUAGUGUAAGUAGUGUACAAGCGAUAUAAUAUCGAAAUUUACCAUCCAGGCCUAGCCAAGGGGGUUACCAGAAUACCAAUAUACUCAAUAAUACUGGCUCGAUAUACCAAUAGGACCAGUAGACCUCAAAUUCCAGGCUCGGUCAGUGUGCCCGAGCAUCAAUCUUGGGUAAAUAUACGAUACUUUAUACCAGAGUUUUGAGUAUCUUUACUCGAUAUAACUAAUAUUAAUAUAGAAGGGUUUUGUAUAGAUGGAAAUAUGAGUGUGAAUUUUAUACAUUUAUUAGGAGGAAUUAUAGCCCCACCCUAGUAGCCCCUCUGGCAGGAAUGGAUGAAACUAUAGGCCCAGCACGUCAUGGAACACAUAACAAUAGGGGGUAUUGAUGUCAUAAUGAUCGGAACAACGUAUGCUUUUCACCUCGUGACUGGAUCUAACCGCAGGGUUUAAUCGGUUUAAUAAAGUAUGCAUGCUUGCAGUUUCGAAUAAUUUUUUUUCCUUCAUCGCAUGUGAGGAACUUUUAGUUAAUUAAAGACAUGCGUGUAAAAAACAUCACACAAUGAAUAAAUCGUUCUUAAGUGGCUACUAACGGUUAGUAGUAGAGUACCUACUCGAAGGUUGAAAGUUCAAAGAAAAAUGGGAAACAAAAUGGGUGAAAAUCGUCCUCAAAAAACGAAACUCUGAAACGAGCUAGAAGCUAACAAGAACUUCAGAAUAAUUGACACCUACACUAAAUCGUUCUCAAAGUAGCUAUAAAAGGUUACAAAGGUACUCCAAGGUGAGGCAAGGUUGAAAAUUUAAAAAAAAAUGGAAACCAAAAUGGGUCAAUAAGGACAUCAGAAUAGUUGACACCUACACAAAUCGUUCUUAAAGUAGUAGCUAUAAACGGUUAGAAAGGUACUCCAAGGUUAAAAUUUAAAAAAAGAUAAACAAAAUAUGCAAAACUCGUCGUCAAAAACAAGCUACAAGCUAAUAAGGACAGAAUAAGUUACUCCCACACUAAAUCGUUCCUAAAGAAGCUAUUAACGGUGAAAAAGGUACUCCAAGGUUGAAAUUUAAAAAAAAAAUGGGAAACAAAAUAUGCAAAAAUCAUCCUCAAAAACGAUAACACUGAAACGAACUACAAGCUAACAAGGGCACCAGAAUAAUCGACACCUACACAGGUUACACAAGUAUAAUAGUUCCCUUUAUGAUAAACCCUUUUAGAUUUGUUUAAUUAAAGAGGAAAAUUUUUCUUUCAAUAUUUUCAAACUAUUUAAUUAAUUCGCUCUAUGAGGUUAGGAAUUUGCGGCCACCAAGGUGAUAGAAAAUGUAUUGUCGGUAUUUCAUGUCAGAGUUCUAGAAAUGAAUAACUUCCUAAGUUAUUUACGCUGGGUAGGUCUAUCAGUCCCAGAGUUUCUUCCUGAAGCGGGACAAGUAAGAACCAUACAGAGUAUUCAACGACAAAACGUGCGGUGUUGAGUCGAACUUAGACCUACAUGCGAGUGAAGCGAAACUAAAAUAGCAGAUAGUUGAAUAGAACCACGGUCACAGACACGAAAGGCACAUAUACACUUAAGCUAUGUUUACAUCGCACAACCAUCUAUCGGGACGAUUUCAGGUUUUGCCGAAUGUUAAUGACGAAUGUUGUCAGUUGACGAUGUCGUCAGACGACGUUGACAGUGUAUUUUUCAAAUAUCAUAUAAAGUUAAAUCGGCCCGAUUAAUCGUUGUUGAUGUAAACGUACCUUAAUGCUGUGACAUCCAUCAACACCACUUGGUUAACUGCAUUCCCUUCAGCUGUGACAUGAAAUUAAACUACUUAAUUGUUUGUCAUUUCGGCUAGACUAAGUACAUAAAGAACUUUUACAAACGGCUGUCAAAAUAUUUGUCCUGCAUGUUGGGUGAGGCUUGAGUUUCGAAGUCUGGUUAAUAACAUAUGCUGGUACAAAAUUACAUUUUUCGUCAACGUUGAAUGCAUUGUAUUCAAUGACUCAAUCUUAGGAUUCAAUUAUCCAUUCUUAGGAUUCAAUGUUUCUAUCUUAUGAUUCAAUGAUUCAUUCUUAGGAUUCAAUGAUUCAUUCUUAGGAUUCAAUGAUUCAUUCUUAGGAUUCAAUGAUUCAUUCUUAGGAUUCAAUGAUUCAAUCUUACGAUUCAAUGAUUCAAACUUACGCCGGAUUCAAUGAUUCAAUCUUACGAUUCAAUGAAUCCGUUCUUAGGAUUCAAUGAUUCAAUCUUAGGAUUCAGUGAUUCAAUCUUGGGAUUCAAUGAUUCAAUCUUACGAUUCAAUGAUUCAUUCUUAGGAUUCAAUUAUUCAAUCUUGGGAUUCAAUCAUUCACUCUUAGGAUUCAAUGAUUCAUUCUUAGGAUUCAAUUAUUCAAUCUUGGGAUUCAAUCAUUCACUCUUAGGAUUCAAUGAUUCAUUCUUAGGAUUCAAUGAUACAAUCUUAGGAUUCAAUGAUACAAUCUUAGGAUUCAAUUAUCCAUUCCAGGGAUUCAAUAAUUAUUAAUUAGUCAUUCGUAGGAUUUAAUGAUUCAACGAUUCGAUCUUAUGAUUCAGUUAUUCAUUUUUAGAAUUCAACGAUUUGUAUUACUUAUAAAAUCUUUGCUAUAUUUGAGGAAUUUUACGUAUAUAUAAGCAGCUAAUAUGAACAAGUAUACACAUCAAUAUCUGCAAAAGUCCAUAAUAAAAAUAGUAAAAGGGCCCAGUCACAAAUAUAGGUAAAGUACAUAAUACUGUAACAUAAAUCUAUUGACUUGUUUCGCAUUAUAUAUGUAUCAUUCUUUCUUCGCUUGUCAACAACACCAAAACACAAGCUAGUUGUCCAGGUAACACUUAGUUUAUCGGUCAGAUUCGCUUGGUUACUGCAAGACAAUCUGCGUACAAUCAAGGUUAACUAAAGCAUCAAGCUCAUCAAUUUUACUGAGGCCAAAAUAAUUUGUACUUCAAACCACAUAACAACGCUACACAUGUUUAUAGUACAAGCUAGAUUUUAAAUAUUUAUAACACCUGUCUUUGAAAUGUUAAAUAAAAUAUUUCACUACUCCUGGUUUAAAGUGCCAUUAACCCCAAAUAUAAAGUUUUGCAUGUGUCAUUCUAAAAGCAAUAUAUCCGCUUUGUAGUAAAAAAACUUCAUCUCCAUCAAAACUGCCAAAGUUGUCGGAUGUGACGUCGUUAGAUGAAUUGCAAAUUAGUUUGCCUUCUUUGCUACAAACGGCAAACGACAUGAUAUCCAACGAUUUCUACAAUGCAAAUAUGAAACUUUUUGCUACAAAGAUAUAUCACAUUUGUUUUAAGAAUGACCCAAAUAUUAUACGAAAAAUCGUAUUUGGGGUUCACAUAAAUGGAUGUAAAACACCGUGUUGUAUAGCUUGAAUCAAAGUCUAAAAUUAUUAGGUGCGGACUUACGGAUCAGAACGUUUUGCAACAAUAACUAUACGUUGUUUUUACACGUGAACCAAAACAAAUUAAACGAAUGUAAGUUAACUGAGAUAGUCUGGUUUAAGUAAAAGAAUUUAAUCCAAAACAAAUUACAUUUUAUUUAUACUAUACGAGAUACAAGUCGAAGGAUCGCAGUAUAAUUGAGUUUAUUUUGAAGAAGGUCAACGAAUGUUUUCUAUAUUCAACCGAUGCUUUAUUUACAUUUAACUGACAAACACUGCUUUUCAAGUUCACAUUAUGUGUUAAAUGACUCGUAAUAAUAACAAUUAGGGAAAUUGAUUUUCAAAAAUCAGUGAUGGAUUUUACAAGCCAUAAAACAAGUUAUGUUUAUGUUCACGACAUCAUAAUAACAAAUUUUAUUAUGCAUGACUGAUAAUUGCUUUUACUAAAACAAGAAAAUGUUCUCAUGCAAUCACCAAAUUUGAAAAAAAUACUGAGUAUUAAUUCCGUCUCGUUUUCCAAGAAGAUAUCAUCUCGUUUAAUAUUGGCAUCAUUUUCCAAGAAAACGCAUUACAGUACAGAGUGUACACGUUAGAAUAUUCUGGAUUAAGCUAUGACGGAAAAGACUCAUAAUUAUAUAAGUUCAACAGAUAAAUCACUCUUAAUCCAAGAGGUGACUUUCAUUUUCCACUAGCUGGAAAAGAUUGAAAAAUCUUCCUCUGGUGUUUUCUUAUAAUCUCUUCCGCAGUAGCUUAAUUCCAAAAGGCCUGCAAAUGUGAUUUCUAGUUUGCUGUUUGGCCAGUUGUUCAAAACCCGGUUAGCUUAAUCCUAGGUUAAUGAAAAAUUUCAGAGCAAUCUUCCCAACAACUUGGAAGUAUUGACUUGGAAAUAUUUUUCCAGAAAUAUCUUGUCUGGAUCAAUAGAAGUUUUAUUUUGUAAAGUUUUGAAAGAACUAACCGCAGAGAUGCCGGAAAUACACAAACCAAACGGCAAAUUAGACCCAAGGUUAUAGCACUAAUCCUGCUUUGAACAACUGGCCCGCCCUGGCUAUUAAGUUACGACUGUGUAUGUUGCAAAAAGAUUACGAAACCGAAACUCGUAGGCAGAAAGUUAGCAAAAACACCGCGGCCGAUGUUUACAAGUGCUCUGUUUUCUGUGCCGGUUUUUAGUAAAACGAUGAAAUUACUUUAAAAAGCCGAAACACUCUUUGAGGUGACCUCCAUUUGCCACUAGCUGGAAAAGAUUAAAAAGUUUUCCACCGGCGUCCCCUUAAUCAUUUCCGCGGCAACUUGAUUCCAAGUAUUCUGUACUGUAAUAAUUAAUGCGCUUUCCACUCUAACAAUGUCAUUAAUUUAUCAGACAAAAUGCUCUUAAUCUAUUAGGUGACCUCUCAGUGUUUUUUGUUGUUGAAAUUAUACUUGGAAAAAUGAUUUAAAAACUUCCACCGGGAUUUGCUUAAUCUUUUCCCUUGUAGUUCAAUCCAAAUUACUCUGUAUCUGAUCGUAAUUUUUAUACAAGCCGUAUUUUAAAUCAAAACUUUGCCGAUCCUGAUAGGAGCGAGUUUGCCUAUUACGCUGAUAAUAUAUAGUACAUAAAAUAUUAUUCCAAAAAUGUUCGAUGUUUGUUGGACCACAAAUGUUGGACGAUGAACGAGCCUAAAUUAAGGGGCAAAUUAAUUACCUUUUCAUGUAGUUUAACACUAAACAGAAGUAUUUAAGGGCGUGUAAUCUGUGAAGACUAAAGUCAAGAGGAUUAAAAUAUAUAACGGAAUGCGGCAUGCCUUGAAGUUCAAAUCAUUGAAAUUAAAGUUUGUGAAAAAAUCCUCUUCAAAUUAUCUUAGUUAGAAGCAACAGAGUAAAAACCCGUAUAGCAAUUUUUCAUCUACUUAAUUUAUGCCAACAUUAAUUCAUUCUUGUAAUGAAGGUACUGCAUUCGAAACGUGGAAAAAUUUCAUCCUUUUCUGGCGGACCAGUUCAAGCAUGUACGUUUUUGUAAAUCAAACAUGAGAGAGACCGACGCUUUAAUUUUUACAACAGACUAUAUACCUGCUGUGCCCCACAAAUUUCUAAACACUAAAUCAAUAUUUCAAUGGCUAUUGAGAAAAUUACGCAACUAUAUUACUAGUCUAAUGUAAUUCAGAUGUUUUCAUUAAAAAACUCAUUGCAUUAAGGCGUUCGCCCACGUUCGGAGUGAAAAAUGUUCGUGCCUAGAACAGGUUAUUUGCAAAUUCUGUGGCAAGCUGACAUAAUUAGUGCAUUAAGCAUGGUUUACAUGCAAAUGUAAAGUGUAAUCCCCACGGAAACAGGCCGUUUGUAAACAGUAUUUGAGGACAUAAAAGCGACAGAGCUGAAAUUGUAUAUAGCCUUUCAUUCCUCAACCCACGGUCGGUGAAAUUUAUUUCAGGUUUUGUUUCACUUCCUCAGUCAGAGUAAGUCGUUUCGUUGCGGAAACACUUGACUCCACGCCUUCUGUGAUUGGUCCAUACGUGUGAGUGGGCACUGACAAUUUCUUAUAUAUAUUUAGACACUCGUGGCUAAAGAAGCUAAGAUACACAUACAGAGCAAAGAAGGAACAUCGAGAAACUGAAGAGUACAAGUCAAAGUAACAAACCAGCACAAAGUUCAAGAAAUAUGAAUUCCGUUGAAAGAGCAGUGUUUCUAGUUCUACUAUCAGUUAUUGCUUUCAGCGAAGCUCAGGGACAAGGUAUGUGUCUUAAUUGUGUUUGUCCAGGGUUUUGACUCGUAAAUAUAUACAUGGAGUACAUACAGUGUAAGGCCAGGAUAGAUCGAAGUAAAUAUAUACGAUUCAUAGGAAACACACUUGCUCAAUUGAUUCUUAUCACUGAUGCAGUUUUACUGAGUUUCACCGAGUUCAUCUGUGGAAGGGUAACGCAGUGAAGCCACCUUAUCAUACAUUAAUACCUAGCAACCAAUAUGACAGAAUCGGUUGAGAGUAUACGAUAAAUUCAGUAGUUCUAAGUGUAGUCUGAUUCUGAUUUUACACUACCAUGUCAUGUUACGGUAAAAUCAUACGAACUCAUGUUACGAAUGGCUAUAACCAGGAUCAAGGAGUGAGUUUAUUGAGUAAACAAACAAGUGUCUGUUCAAAUUUUACUACGCACCAGAGUUCGGGGUGAUUCUUGACCAGCCUCUAUAUAAAUACUGGGUAAAAAUAGAGCCUACUAUAAAAUGUUAAUGAUAUCUGCCAUCUUGGCUUCCGUUGCCCAUGGUAAAGGAUGUACAUGAACAUGUACAGCCAUGUCUAUAUACCAAAUACAGUAAUAUGCAACGCUUAAUGCACAUUGAAAUUUAUUCAUGGCAGUUGCGUGUGUGGCGAACAGCGGGAAUCUGGAGUAAAUUGGAGUAAUUAAAUAGAGCAAGCUGGCCAAUAUAUAGCGAGAAUCAUGGACAAUAUUUUAGCAGUGAUAUUGUGGAUUCAGUUCAAUAAUUAUUAACUUCCUGGAGGGAACCUUCGCUCAAAAUAUCAAAUAACAAAUCCUUUCUAGAACACUGUAGUUUACUACCUACACAGACCCCCACGUGCGAGAUACCACCAUUUAAUUUCAAUACUUAAAAAUCGCCUAGUGGGGUAUUGGUAAUGGUAAAAGACCGCAAGAAGCAUUCCAUCGCUCGACUCGUGACUUGAAUUGCUUUUAAUGAAUUUGUAAACAUUUCUUAUGUCCGCUCUUAUUUCCGGAGAUUAGCCAGCAUUCCGCUCCAUACUUCCCACAACUUCAAGACGUUUUACGCACUUCCUUGCUUUCUGUCCUUUCUCUCAGUUCCAGCACACGUAAUAUUGAAUCCGGUUCCCUUUAUAUCACUGUCUUCUACUUGUAGAAAUUUGAUUAGGCGCGUAUAUUUAAUAUUCGUGUUAGAUUUCAAUCUUUCAUCUAUAAAUAUCUUGAGUUGUUUUGGAUUUGCAUGAGUGUGCGAGGAUUGGUAUUGUCUGUUAACUUCCAGACUUAGGGCCUUCCAAUAUUUUUCAGAUAGUUCAAUUCUGAAAUUUCUGAUCCUCAACCAAAUACACACAGGCAUACACUACAACUAAAGUGUACAUAAACGCCCAAACCAAACACGGAUUUCAUAGGAGAGAAACACAAAGAUAAAAUAAGGAGAUAUAAAAAUUCUUCAUUUUUUUUUGAAAGCGUGCUUACGCCAAAAGGCUGCCGACACUUGAGGUCCCCGACCGUGCCCCGACGUCUUCGGAUGUUUUAAUGCUUUCCGGUUCCUUCGUGACGAGGACUGUUGAUUUUGCAAGCAGAUAGUUUAUCAUUUGGUUUUGGUCUUGUGAUUUUAAGCAAUUAACCUACUACUGGGCAAGCUAUUUCUCAACUCAUGCUGAGAGUUGUGAAUGAAGCAGUUUAAAUAUCUUAACUCAAUUACCAUAACAAUUUACUGAUCUUCAAAAUAAACAAACUAUAAGCUGUGGAUUUAAUACGAUAGUCUUAAACAUACAACACAGAAGAAUCCUUCAAAUCUCCAGUCAUUGUGGUGGUAACAUGCUUCAUCUCUGGCUAUUUCGUACGUUAUUUAUUUCCAGAAGCCCCCCCAUCCACCCAUCCACUCACCCGAAACGUCCGCUACAGUUUUGUGGCAAACAACCAUGUUCGUUUACUUGGUAAAGCAUGCGAUCAGUGAGCCCAGAUCUUCAUCAGUGCAAAUAAUAUAACUAACAUAACUAUUCGAACGUAAUUAUACCAUUUAGAACGUGAAUUAGUUGCUACAAUCGAAGCUACAAUUUGAUUAACUAAAUGUACGCAACAGCCACGGGGGUACACCAUGCCGACCACAGGACGUAAAUGUAGCAAGCGUAACUAAUUGCAAUUACUACCAUUACGUACAUGAAUUCCAGUAGUUUGUUAUCCCUGAAAAGACUUUGCUCUACUGUACUUAAAAUGCACACGACGUGACGUUUAAUAAAACGUAGAAACGCUACAGGCAAAUUCCGAUGACGUUCGAAGACCGAGUGCCCAUGAUCGAGUGACCAGUAUCCUACAGGAAAUGCCCAAUAGCUUGUGGUGCCCAAAGCAAGUUAGACAUCGCUUGAUAUUCGCCACGUAAGUCCGUUAGUCUGUUCGGAAUAAUAAACCUUGGUAUUUAUUCAAACAUCUACAUUUAAUUAAGUUGGUUUUUACCGAAAAAUCGAAAGAUUAUCACACCAACACAUGUACAGUAUGUCUUAAUUCGCGCUUGUGAUUCACUUGGUACUUAUACAUGAACUUAUAGCUUGUGGUGAGAGCAGAACAACUGUGUGUGCACCGCAAUUGCAGGACCGCAUGUUCGAGGGCCUAUUAUAUGGUUAGAUCUAAUAAAUGUAUAAAAAUUCUACUUGAAAUUCCCAACUACAAAUCCCUCCAACAAUGAUGUACGAUACGAACAUCCCUUCGUUCCAAUAUAAUUUGAAUUCAAUUAGCAUUUCAGUGAGUGCAUGGCUUUUAAGAAUGCACUUCCUAGCCAUAGCCAGUGAUCACUGGCCAUAGCCAGUUGUGGUUAUAACUGUCGAACAGAAACAAACUUUCCCUCAACGUCAUGUGGAAAUUAAGGGAAAUCCGGUCUAUUUUAGAUAUUUGCGUCAUACACAACCUUCCGGUGCAGAAGAUAGCAAACACGAUACCACGCAUCGCACCCGUGAUCGCACAUAAUUCUAGUAAUUAUAUGAACACGUCUGGCUAACAUCAACUUUAUGACGAUGCAUCAUCUGCACAGCAUCACGCUGUAUCAAAAUUUGACCUUUUUGAACUACGGAGGUGGAAUAAUAUUCUACACGUCUUCCUGUUUACAAUUAUUAUCAACCGUCAUUUGACUCUUGAAAACAUAUCCUUAUUAAAAAUGUAAAUUUUAAAGCCCUUGUAUACAUUUGCGUGACGAAAAUUUUUAAUUGAAUUAACUCUCUCAUUUUGCGAGGAAACAUAUGAUUAUCAAUCGCCAGAAUACUAGCUUUAUACCAUUUUAUACAAUGAUCAUAUGUCCAACAAUUCAGUUUAAUUUACUUCAUAUUCCUAUGGUUAAUGAAGGAAUUAAAAUAUACGGUUUCCUUCCGCUCUUUACGUUGUUGACCACGUGAACUCAAGAGUUGUUGGAAAGUCGAUUAGCUUAUUAACCACAGCUCAACCCUAAAACUCAAAUCCAACAGCUUGUUCGUAAAUUUGGGAAUGUUUGUUCAGAAAUCUUGUCUGGAUUAGUAGGAGUUCACUUCUUUGAAGUUUUAAAAUAAACAGACGUGCAGAAAUACAUAAACUAAAACAGCAGGUUAAAUUUUAACCAGGGUUAGCACUAAAUCCGCUAUCCAAUUUUGAGCAACCGGCCCCAGGUGAAUUGGUCAAGGACACCCUAAGUAAUCCAUAUUAAAUAAAUUAUUAUCAGAUCAUCAUGAAAUUAAUCAAUAGUUUUCUUCCAUAUUCUUACAGCUAACAAAGCACCACCAGCAAACUGCCAACCAUGGAGAGUACCCGUCGAAGUGGACCCCCCAAAACACAAUAACAGACCGUACUAUGUGGAAAUGCACAGAUGUAUGGGACAGUGUACUAACAUCGCCCUCAUCUCCCCCCUGCAGUGCGAGUGUGUGGCUGCAACGACCCAAGAUAUCACCCUAAACGUCGUUACUCCAUUGGGGUACGAAUCUCAAAUUUUUAAAAACCAUACCAGCUGUAGAAGUCAGUGUAAGGCCAGCUACAAAGAGAGAUGUAUUAAGGAGGGAUAUAACUGGGAUGAACCUACCUGCACCUGUAGUUGCCCGAAACAACUCAGUGGAUCCUGCGCGGCGAAUCAGUUCUGGAACACUGGCUCGUGUCAAUGUGAAUGUAAUAGCGCUCCAUCCACCUGCUCCUCUGGUAUGUCCUGGAACAAGUCAAGCUGUAGUUGCCAAUGCAGUGCCAUGGCCUUCGCCAAGUGCUCCAAAAAUGGCUGGGCCACCAGUUUGAGGACAUGCCGAUGUAUUAGACCACAACCAAAAGCUGCACAAGUUGAAAAAAGUCAAAGUAAGUCUCGGGUGAUGAAUUGGGCGAGUUUCGGUCAGUGGGGAACGACAAUCGCCCAACCCAAUAAUUUCGGUAGGGGUAACCGUCCAACCCGUUAAUUUCAGCAGGGGUAACUGCCCAACCCAAUAAUAAGGCUCAUUUUCACAAUUUUGCGCAGAAAGAAAAUUUUGUAAAAUGUGAUUGGCCAACACAAAUUUUCCGUCGAAAAAAAUUUAAAAUUAAAAAUUUUAAACUUUUAAUUAACAAUAAUAUUUUAGGAAAAUUUUCCGUCCAUGGCAACUUUUCUUGAGUGGAGGAAAUGGGCCUUAAGAGUCACGCAUGCAAGACGGUGACGUCAGGACGACGGCUAAACAAACUGUUUGAACUGAUAAAUUAUUGUAUGAAAAUCUUGUCUUGCAUUUACUUUUGUAUGAAUUUAAAAUAGUUUCGAACGACGGUACAACAGAGCUUUAACCUUCAGAACAAUUUUGAUCAACUCUGCUAGAAAAACUACCUGUCACGGCUUGAAAUCAGCUAGCGUACUAUACAGGGCGUGAAAAUAUGCAUUUUGCCGUUGUCAACAAAGCUUGGAUGACGUCUAAAACUUAACUUUGUAAGAAAGAUUGGUUGAAUGUCACUCAAAUAACUCACUUCAUUCUAUUUAUCACAGGCAGUGAAAGCGAGACAAAAUUAGUUGUAUCAUUGGUCGUCAUUGGUCUGCUACUCGGAACACUAUUUGUCAUUGACCUCGUUUUGAUGUGGAGUAAAAAGGGAUUUAUGUAUGGACUCAAGACAAAAUGCAGUGAGAAGAAGGGUGACACAGAAUUUAUAAGUAAGUCGCAAUUACAUAUACUUUGACUCAGUCAUUUUGGAAUUUUGCAUUGGUAAAUUUUAAGUUUUGAAGGAUGUGUAAGGAAUGUUUGAGGGGCAACUGACUUGGUGUUUAACAUUGAGUCAAUUCCUUCAUACAAAUCCUUUAAAACUUAGAUUUUACCAAUUCAAAAUUCCUACUGUGUUCACAGAAACUUUGAUAAUGUAAACCGGACUUAAUAAAUAAUACUAUGGCUUAACAUUUACACCCUGGAUGUCUGCUUGUUUUGUCAACUGCAAAUACUAAAACAAUGAUCCUUCCUUCUUUUAGAUGGAACUGAAGCGGAAACGGGCAGUGUGGACAUGAGCAAGAACUGCAAGCACACGAAUCAUUAUACCGAACAACAACCAAUCGCUAUUGUAUGAGAUAGAACCGAAGCUGUUUGAAUGUGGAUUUCAGUCAGCGUUGCAAGACAACAGACGGUGGUCAACUUCGGAGGAACAAGAAAAUUAAACGAAAUCUUUUUCUACAAUGAUAUGAAUCAGUUGCCAGUUGACCACCAUCUGUUGUACAGUCAAGUCAGAGUCAUAGCCACGGGGGGAUGGGGGUCCACUCCCCCCCCCCCAUUUCAGUAAUUCUUCCCAAACUGGAAAGAAACCGGAGGGAGAGACGUAACCUCGUAAUGCUUUCAAAAGCUGUGGCUUUCAGAUUAUCAUAAAACGUCACACACACACACACACACACACACACACACACACACACACACACACACACACACACACACACCACCACCACCACCACCCACCACCAUCACUCGUUUGGGAUUGGCUAUGUCUCUGACAGUAGUUUGUAGCAAGACCCUGUGGCUAUAUGGUCAUUUCUACCAAGGGUUGGUCAGGAAAAUAUCUUUACUUCACUAGAUGUUGAUGUCUCGGUUUAUAAUAAUUAUUCUAGGUAAUCCUGUUAGGAUGUGUAAAUUAUAAUAUUAUAUAUUGAACUAUAUAUAUUUAUCAAGAAUAACUUUAAAUUAUUAUUAAAUAAUGUAAUAUGUUAAAUUAUAAAAAAUUUCAAAUGGUGCUCAGACCAAACGUAUUUACAUGUAGCUUUUCAUAUCAAAUGUGCAAUGCUAAUUCUAACCAUUAAGAAUCUACUGUAGUUAGUCAAUUAUCUUGUAUUUAUUUAAUUAGACACACUUAUGUAAUAAUUGGAACAAUUUAAUGAACAAUUUAAUGAACAAUUUAUGUAAUAAUUGAGAUAAUUAAUUAAUGAUUUCAAAAGAUCAUCAGAAAGUCAUUGUGUAUAGUUAUGAUCAUCAACAGUUCACUAACUUAAUAUUACAUUAGAUGUAAAAUAAUUUAUUUGAUUUAUGUGAUUAAUAUACAAUUGUACGAAAACAAGUUUUUUGAAUAAAAUAGUGUGAAUAUUAAUUCACAUGAAAAUGAAAUAUGCUUCAUUGGAAAUUUUACAUUUUACCAUUCGUGAAUGCAUCGUGUGUAAAUGCAAUCAAAACACACCCUCAAAUUCAUUGGUUUCCACGCAGAUUUUUGUUCAGCCAAU